GAAGAAGUAAAGGAUGAUAAAAAGGGGAAAAAGAAAAAAGAAGAAUCGUUUGAAAUUCUCGAAAAUAUGGCACGUGUUUUACCAGCACAGUUACAAUAUAUUUCUUUCCCUGAGACUUCUCGCUAUGUUCCUGUAAAAAAGGGUUCUAUCGGUGGAAUUCUGAUGAUGAUAGAUAGACGUCCCGGUGAAAAAGAAGAAUUAAUUUCGCCAAGCACACCAGUUGCAGCGACAGAAGUGACGGAAGAAGAGGAGGCAUCACCACCGGAACCUUUCGAAUAUCCAUUUGAAGAUUGA
This is a messenger RNA of Racocetra persica, 294 nucleotides long. Lineage: Eukaryota; Fungi; Glomeromycota; Glomeromycetes; Diversisporales; Gigasporaceae. The record is from the annotation of a GenBank genome assembly.